AUGGAAUCGGGUGCUAUAAGAGAUGACGCAAUAACGGCAAGUUCAUCAUUUGAUAGUAGCAACGUGGGACCACAACAGGGCAGAAGGCUGUGGGGGGUGACGGUAGCGACGUCGGCGGCGAACGAUGGAAAAAAAAAACUCACUCAACCAUGA
Pediculus humanus corporis (human body louse) is the source of this 153-nucleotide messenger RNA. RefSeq lists its product as uncharacterized. The transcript is spliced from 2 exons. Bases 1 to 153 code for a protein of 50 amino acids. The record is from RefSeq and is a predicted model, not a curated record. Lineage: Eukaryota; Metazoa; Arthropoda; Insecta; Psocodea; Pediculidae.